CUCGUCCAAUGCUUUGCGACAUAGCGAAUUCAAGCGGUAUUAUUGACACAUAAAGAGAAUGCGGGACAAAACAAAAAGCACUGUGCACGGCAAAGACCUUCAAAUGCUGCAAGCGACGAGCAAAUGCUCAAUUGACCGGGUACGAUUCGAUUAUUCCUCCCGCCACUGCGUGGACUGGGCGAUGGGGCACUCAUUUUCUCCUUAGUAUCACGUGACUGCUUAGCUAAGCUGCCCUAGGGGCACACUAAGCGAGCGCGCCCACCAUCUCCGACUUUUGGAAUAUCGAUUUGCGGCUCACCAGCGCGACGGCGACAUCGACCUUUGACCUUCGACAACCUCCGAUUUCUGCACGUCGAACCCAAGCCAUCCGCCAUUAUAUCUGCAAACAUGGCUGCUGUUCCAAGCGUGCAAUGCUUCGGCAAGAAGAAGACAGCUACCGCUGUCGCCCACUGCAAGCAAGGCAGAGGGCUCAUCAAAGUGAACGGCCAGCCGAUCUCACUUGUCCAACCAGAAAUCCUCAGAUUCAAGGUCUACGAACCCCUCCUCAUAGUCGGCCUUGACAAGUUCGCCAAUGUCGAUAUCCGCGUCCGUGUCACCGGUGGUGGUCACACUUCCCAGAUCUAUGCCAUUAGACAAGCCAUCGCCAAGGCUUUAAUCGCCUACUACCAGAAAUACGUCGAUGAGCACUCUAAGAACCAGCUCAAGCAGGCCUUUGUUCAAUUCGAUAGAACCCUUCUUGUUGCCGAUAACAGACGGGCUGAACCAAAGAAGUUCGGUGGUCCAGGUGCCCGUGCUCGUUUCCAGAAAUCUUACCGUUAAAUCUACCUCCUGCGUUUGCGAUGUGGUGGGGUUCGACGACUGGAGAUGUGCCAGAGGAUUGGUUGUUGGCGCUGGGACGGACGGGAAGAAAAUGUCAUGUCUCAAAUUAUUAUGUUUUGUUCCUUUGUAUGAAAAAAAGAGGAACGGAAUAAUGCUAUCUGCGCAAUGGCAAAACCAUUUUCAAAUCCAAUAAAAACCCAUUUUCCACCGUGGGAAUUUAUAAUGUCGCCGCUGGUAUACUAUUGCCCUUUUUCUUGGGGUUCUUGCAACAUACAGAGCCUGCUCAGGUCCCUGCCUCCCGGCAGCACCAGAUAUGCGACGGAAUAGCGCUGGAUUGUGGCUGAUAGAAGGUAUAUCGGCUGGCUCUCUCACUGAGAAAUGACGUUAUAGUGUUAAUAUGUUAUAGCAAUCUGCUUAUCCGUA
Coccidioides immitis RS is the source of this 1242-nucleotide messenger RNA. Its product is annotated as 40S ribosomal protein S16. The record is from RefSeq and is a predicted model, not a curated record. The transcript has 4 exons. The coding region runs from base 388 to 819 and encodes 143 amino acids. Gene Ontology annotation, cellular component: cytosolic small ribosomal subunit; ribosome. Gene Ontology annotation, biological process: translation; maturation of SSU-rRNA from tricistronic rRNA transcript (SSU-rRNA, 5.8S rRNA, LSU-rRNA). Gene Ontology annotation, molecular function: structural constituent of ribosome; RNA binding. Lineage: Eukaryota; Fungi; Ascomycota; Eurotiomycetes; Onygenales; Onygenaceae.